Messenger RNA from Hyaena hyaena (striped hyena), 333 nucleotides. Its product is annotated as zinc finger protein 155-like. The transcript has 4 exons. The record is from RefSeq and is a predicted model, not a curated record. Lineage: Eukaryota; Metazoa; Chordata; Mammalia; Carnivora; Hyaenidae. Bases 1 to 333 code for a protein of 110 amino acids. Gene Ontology annotation, biological process: regulation of DNA-templated transcription.
AUGGACAGGGGUUCUGGGAAAGGUAGUCCAGGGACGGUGUCGGCCUGGGCACUUCCGCCACGGGAGCACGAAGCCGCGUUCAUCGGUACCUUCUGGGAGGAGGUAGUGACGUUCAAGGAUGUGGACUUGGUCUUCACCAGAGAGGAGCUGGGGCUGCUGGACCCUGCCCAGAGGAAGCUAUACGGAGAUGUGAUGCCAGAGAACUUCCAGAACCUGCUGUCCCUGGGAUGUGAACCCUUUGAAAGAGAUACGACAUUAGACAUUACCACUGGGGAGAGAAGAGAAACUUUGGAUGAUGGAGACAGAAACCCAAGGGGAUGGGUGUUUGAAUGA